Messenger RNA from Phytophthora nicotianae INRA-310, 4406 nucleotides. RefSeq lists its product as hypothetical. The transcript has a single exon. Lineage: Eukaryota; Oomycota; Peronosporomycetes; Peronosporales; Peronosporaceae. The record is from RefSeq and is a predicted model, not a curated record. Gene Ontology annotation, molecular function: metal ion binding; lipid binding. Bases 53 to 4216 code for a protein of 1387 amino acids.
CCUCACUCUCGAAUACGACGUCGCGAAGGCAACUGACCAUCACUCCUGUGUCAUGGCUCGGGGCCUCUCGUCGUCGCGGGUGGCGGGACCCGCGGCCUCCACGUCCAGCAACGAGUCUCUAGGCUCCUCACGCGUAUGGACGCCUCUGCGCGAGAACUACUUCGAGCCCCCGCUGCUCUCGUCGCGCGAACGAGCCUACCUUGUGCGCAAAUCAUGCGAGGCUGCGCAGGAGCUCGUGGAGCGCGCACGCAGCGCCGGCGGGCCCAUCGCUUGGCGCCACGUGGAGAAGAACAACGGCGUGCAGAUUUACGCAGGCUCUCCGCGCUCAACAGCAACCGGUGCGGCCCUCACCGCCGCCAGCAUGUGCGGUGUGACUAGUGUACCGGGCACUGUGAAGGAGGUGGCGUCACUCUUCCAAUUGGGCUCAACACGGCAAAUGAAGGAGUUCGCUAGAGCGCAUAGAGAGUGGUUCUACGAUGGCGUGGUGUUGCAUACUCUGGCCCCUAGGACGAAGGAGAAGCCUUUACACCAAGUGACAGCCAAGUGGAUGGUUGUGCAGAUGCCACAUGGUUUGCCGCAUCGCGAUUUUUGCUACUUGGAGUGUCAAGACAAGUUUAUUGAUGCCAGAGGACGCAAAGGAUGGGUAUUGGGCCAGCACUCGAUCAAAUUGCCGGGCUGUGACGACCUGAAGAGGGAAUUCGGCCUCGUACGUGGCAGUUUGUACCAUUCCGGCUUCGUCGUAGUGGAAAGUGAGGAGCGACCGGGUCAUGUGGAUGUGAUUCACUUGGUGCAACUGAACUUGAAGGAACACACGCCUGUACCAGCCAGUCUAUUGAGAAUGAGAGUGUUGUUCGUCGCCCAGGUGAGAAACAUGCUGAGGAGCAAACGUCUCAAUGAGCAGAGAUACCUGAGCGAUCUGGAACUCGUCCCCAGGAAGUACAGAGCCAGAUGUGCCGUGUGUCAGGACUCGUUCUCGCUGUUAUUAUUGAGAAAGCUGAACUGCAGAAAGUGUGGAGAAGUUGUGUGUGCCGCAUGCAGCAAGGAAUUCCCCAUUGAGAACCGCAACUUCGCGGCUACUAAUGGAGGAGACGAGGUGCGUAAACUACGUAUCUGUAUGCACUGUUUCCAGGUGAUUACGAACGCCCCCAAGCCCACGUCAGCACUGGUAGAACCGCCGCAUUCCUCCACCAUGUCGAUGAGUUUCUUGGGUUAUCACGACGAUGAACGACGAGCGUCACGAGUGGGACAUCAUGGACGUAGAGAAGAGGAAGCGCCCAAGAUUUUCUUGCAGUCGAUGCGACGUGAGAAGCCCUCAAGUCGACGCAUGUCCAGCACGUCUCCGAUUCCUGGUUUUGGUGCCGAUUUACCACCUUCAACGUCGCGUCAUCGCUCACGUGGACAACCGGACGCAGAUUUGUACAGGAGAUCACAGAGAUACCAGCAGCAGCAACAGGACUACAGUCGUUCGCGUGACCACCGUGGCAGCCAACUCAUGCGACCGUCUGACUUCCGACCCAGCCAGAGUUUGUCACUGGAUGACCCCAUUGCGAGGGGGGAAGGACGAUACACGUUGCAGAUGCCAGGACCGCCGCCAGUGCCGUCUCCUGCCUCGAUUUUCGAUCGUCCAGCUACUGGAGCUUCACGACGUCCUCAGAAUGGAAUUCCACGCAGUCAAAGUAGUGAUAUGCUGCUAGGAGCAGGUACGGGUGGCCGCAAUAUGAGCAACUUCAGUCGUCUACAGGAGUUGAGUAGUCGCGAGCGGCUAGAGCAACUACAGCGUCAAGACAACUACAUGAGUCGUUCCAGCAUCGACCACCGCAUGCCGGAUGCGUACAUGUCUGCGUUGCAGCAAGCAAGUCGUGACAAGCACGACUUUGACGCUCCUCCGAUGUACCAGGCCCCACCCAGCGAUUUCGGCGCGUAUGGCGCGACGUUAGACGACCACGCGGUGAUUCCUGACUUCGGCACGUAUGAUUCGACGCUUGAUGAUCCAAAUGCACCGCCUCCACUGGAUAUGAGUGCGCUGACAACGUCUGCGUCGACUAUUCCGAUUGAACUCAACAGUAUGAGUAUGGCUGCUAUGCCGCCUACUGCGCCCAGAGAUGGUGGACGUGAGCACGAACUCUUGCGCCAACGAGAACGCGAGAUGGAACAGCGACGCUCGUCCACAAGCUCGGAUUCUUCUGCGAGUUCUAUCGACAUUGACACGUAUGAUGACACACCGGGCCGUGCUGUGGUUCCUCCGAUUGCUGAGCAGAAGCACGAUGAGAGUAUUGGACGUAUGACGCCCAAAACACCAGUGCAAAACCCCGUUGAUUCGAUUGAGAAUGGCCUGAAAGCAGCGAAAAUCUACGACACUGACGAAGACUCCGAGACGUCCAUGGGCGCUUCGGACGAUGAAGAGGAGCGCCGUGUCAGCACCAAGCUUAGCACGUUGUCCAAUGCUCUGCCUCGUAAGCCAAUCGAUGAUGAUGCUGAGGAGACUAAAGCACAUGAAUUUGCUGAGACUCCAGCGUUGCCGCCCCCGUCUCCUUCUGCUCAUACUGCAACACGUCAGGUGCUGGAACGCCCGUCCAUUGCGAACUCGUCGGUAGGCUCGCAAUUGGCUCCUAGAUUUACGAACAACACACACGCUGUGGAAGUUGUUGCACCCAAGAAUACCGAGGUCGUUGAAGAUCUCAUUGACCACGACCAGCAGCUGCAGCGAUCGAAAGUGGAAGACUUAAUCGACCAUGAGUAUCAGAAGGAGUCGAUCACGACACUGGACGAGCGAGUAUCCAAAAAAUCUCAUGACGAUGGAGGCGUGGAUGUUGUGACCAGGAAGUACACGCUACACGGACGUUAUGAUCAAGCGGAGAAGACCAAGCACGAACAGCUUUCGGAGUCCGAAGAUGAGGCAAUUCUCAACACUGUCGGGUGUGAUAUGAACUACUUGGAUGCCGAUAUGCGUCAGUUCCACGACCAGUCAUUGUUUAUCCGCCAGAGUCGCGAUGGCACGUCGUCCCAGUUGAAGGAUGGAGUAUCUUCAUACGAACGCAUGCCAACGUCUCCCAAGACCGAGAGUGGUAAAGCUUUAGACCUGGCUAAACCCUCGCGUCCUUCUAUCAGUCGCGAAGAAACCUUUGUUCUUGACAACAUGUCAGUGGAGGAACAGCAGCGAUCCGCGAACACCCGAGUGGUGCUGGGCUCCAGUGAACUGAGCUCGCCAUCAACCACUCGAACGGAUGACCACUUUGCCACUGAUGUUAGUCUCGUCUCAGCUCCUGUGGACGGUACUGCUGAUGACUUGGCUUUCGACGGAGCCCAGCGCGACAGCGAAGUGCCUCGCGCUAGUUUGGCCAAUCUAGUGGAGGAUGAACAUACUACUCCUCCCGUUAUUCCAGUGUCCAUGAUGUUGUCAGCUGACCCUGAGCAGACAAGCGGUGAUGAGGUUUCGGAAAGCCGUUCGCGCGCAUCCAGCAGAAUUUCGUUCUCCUCGGUCCCCAGCAGCAGCGCUCGUGGCAGCAGUAUCUGUAGCAUGGGUCUGGAUGCCAUAACCCCGCCUGCAACGCCACCGUCGUCCUCGCCUGUUGCGAUUGAAAGGCUUUCGGCUACCUCAGCAUCAUCCCCUGCUGCUGUGCCUGCAUUGGAUCUUGCAGCGACUAAUCCUUCGAUUGGCAACGAGGCUGCACUUCAACCGCGAAGCAACAGUAAUGCGCCGGCGUAUCUUCCUGAUCGUUUCCGCACAGAGCAGCAAAGCUCAGCAAAGGAGCCUUCCGGCUCGAGUACUCCAAGACAGAGCAACGACAGCAACUCCACUCUUGACAACUUUCAGUUGAAUUUCUCGGCUUCUUUUAACGCUCAUCAAGAACAGAAAUCUCAAGCUAGUGGUGUCGUCGAAGGAAUCUCACGUUUGGCACAAGACGAACGCAAUCGGGCCAGUAGUUCCAGCAGUACAGGCAGCAGCGAUGUCCAGGUGUUCCGCUACCAGUCUGUUGGGUCCUCAGUGCUGGACACAGUCCCCGCUUCGGGAGUGUCAGAGGAUGAGGACAGCGAGGAUGAGAGUAUGCUGCUGUCAGCUCGGAAGCUGUAUGGGCGCUUCGGCAACACGAAGCAACUGUCCAAGCUGGGCGGUGAUCGUCCUGGAUUCCAGCAGACUCUCACCCAAAUCCAGCAAAGUUUCGACGAACUAUCAAGCGAUAGCGAGGACGAUGAGAAAAAACCUGCAGCCCCAUAGCAUCGGUAGAUUGGUGAGGAAGGCGGUGCUGGAGUAUCACAUGGAGUGUAAAUGAUCGUGUAGAUGUCGUACAUAGGGCACCACCGUAUAAAACCUUUACAGCAACAUAGAGCCCCUGAUUUCGUUUAUUUUUGAGUACCGGAAGGGACAUGUGAAGUAGAGCUUACUCUGCCAUAAACAACACUCAAAU